This is a messenger RNA of Sinocyclocheilus rhinocerous, 467 nucleotides long. Its product is annotated as C-X-C motif chemokine 9-like. The transcript is spliced from 4 exons. Bases 19 to 393 code for a protein of 124 amino acids. Gene Ontology annotation, cellular component: extracellular region. Gene Ontology annotation, biological process: immune response. Lineage: Eukaryota; Metazoa; Chordata; Actinopteri; Cypriniformes; Cyprinidae. The record is from RefSeq and is a predicted model, not a curated record. Gene Ontology annotation, molecular function: chemokine activity.
CACAGAAACACUUUCAACAUGACACUGACAGUGCAUGCUUUGCUGGCUUUCAACCUCGGCAUCCUCCUAACAGUCCAAGUGGUGGAGAGUCAGUAUGUUCCAAAGACCUGUCAGUGUCCACAGGCUAAAAUAAGAAUCAAGGGACCAUUUUCAGAUUUCAAAGUCACUCCAAAAGGACCUAACUGUUUACAGGAUGAGAUCAUAGUUAUACGGCAGAAAAAUAAUAAUCACGUGUGUCUUAGUCCGGAAGGUCGCCAAGGCAAAAGACUGCUGAAAUGUUGGCAAAGCACACAAAAGGAUGGCAAGGACAGCAAAAAAUGCAUACACCAACAAGAUCAAAAGCCAAGGCGAAGAAACAGGAAGCAUGUUAAAUCCAGGAAGGUCACGUCUUAACCUCAAAUACUAAAGAUACUGAGGCAAAGAACGUAAGAGAUCCACAGGAGAGAAUGCUCUUCAAAGCCUGUGCA